Paralichthys olivaceus (Japanese flounder) is the source of this 7966-nucleotide messenger RNA. It is a transcript of the gene mtmr3, whose product is annotated as myotubularin related protein 3. Gene Ontology annotation, cellular component: membrane; cytoplasm. The record is from RefSeq and is a predicted model, not a curated record. Gene Ontology annotation, biological process: phosphatidylinositol dephosphorylation; regulation of autophagy. NCBI's taxonomy places the organism in Eukaryota, Metazoa, Chordata, Actinopteri, Pleuronectiformes, Paralichthyidae. Gene Ontology annotation, molecular function: phosphatidylinositol-3-phosphate phosphatase activity; protein phosphatase binding; phosphatidylinositol-3,5-bisphosphate 3-phosphatase activity.
UCCCCUCCUGCCCGGCGUGUCGCUCUGACGCAACGACGUCACGCACCACGUAGGUUGUUGGGCUGGUGAAUUCGCUGCGAUGGCGACGACGGCUCUGCUGGAGAGGGACGCAGUGAAGCUGGCCUCGGCUCGGACAUGACCGCGGUUUGUUUGCUCGAGGUUUUCUUGCUGCUCAGUAGCUGCACGGGCUGCGGGUGAAUCUUCGGCUCCGCGCUGCACAUCGUCGCGUUUCUCUGAUUUCCAUGUCUGACUUGUGAGAGUUUCCAAACAAGAUCACCAGGACUGCUCCUCGUCCAUUACUGAUUGUUUGUGACUGGUCCAGGCCGGAGUUCCUUGUUUGUUGACCCACACUCCUUCACAGGGGCCAUGGAGGAGGAGGGGCAGCAUAGCUUGGAGUGUAUCCAGGCUAAUCAGAUUUUCCCCAAGAAGUCCCCCGUCCUGGAGGAGGAGAACAUGCAGGUGCCCUUUCCUGAGCUGCACGGGGAGUUCACGGAGUAUGUCGGGAGAGCAGAGGAUGCCAUCAUUGCGAUGUCCAACUACCGCCUGCACAUCAAGUUCAAAGAGUCUGUUGUCAACGUCCCUCUACAGCUCAUAGAGAGCGUGGAGUGUCGGGAUAUGUUCCAGCUCCAUGUGACCUGUAAGGACUGCAAAGUCGUCAGGUGUCAGUUCGCCGCGUUCGAGCAGUGUCAGGAAUGGCUGAAACGUCUGAACGUUGUCGUGCGACCUCCCUCUCGUCUGGAGGACCUGUUCUCCUUUGCCUUCCAUGCCUGGUGCAUGGACGUGUACGCCGGUGAGAAGGAGCAGCACGGCGAGCUGUGCAGACCAGGUGAACAUGUGACCUCCUGGUUCAAGAAUGAGGUGGAGAGGAUGGGCUUUGACACUCAAAACGCCUGGAGGAUAUCUGACAUCAACAGCAAGUUCAGACUCUGCCCUAGCUAUCCUCAGCAGCUCCUGGUGCCAGCCUGGAUCACCGACAAGGAGCUGGAAAAUGUGUCAGCCUUCCGCUCCUGGAAGAGGUUUCCUGCUGUGGUUUAUAGGCACCUGAGCACGGGGGCUGUGAUCGCCCGCUGCGGUCAGCCAGAGGUCAGCUGGUGGGGCUGGAGGAACGCUGAUGACGAGCACCUGGUCCAGUCCAUCGCCAAGGCCUGCGCCGUGGACAGCAGCUCCCGCAAACACCUCAACAACGGCACCUACACCAAUGGCUCAGAACUGCCUGACUUCGAAUCCUCCAUGACCAACAGCUCAGAGGUGGAGACGUUGGUAAUCCAGCCCCACAAGUUACUUAUCCUGGACGCCAGGUCCUACGCUGCUGCCGUAGCGAACAGGGCCAAGGGGGGAGGCUGUGAAUGCCCAGAGUACUAUCCCAACUGUGAGGUGGUGUUUAUGGGUAUGGCCAACAUCCACUCAAUCCGCAAGAGUUUCCAGUCUCUGCGUUUCCUCUGCACUCAGAUGCCUGAUCCAGCCAACUGGCUUUCUGCACUGGAGAGCACCAAGUGGCUGCAGCACCUGUCCCUGUUGCUGAAGGCGGCGCUGCUCGUGGUCAACGCCGUGGAUCGCGACCACAGGCCCGUCCUGGUGCACUGCUCUGAUGGCUGGGACCGCACACCUCAGAUCGUUGCUUUGUCCAAACUGCUGCUGGACCCUUAUUACCGAACCAUUGAGGGCUUCCAGGUUUUAGUGGAGACGGAGUGGCUGGACUUUGGUCAUAAGUUCGCAGACCGCUGUGGCCACGGAGAAAACUCGGAGGAUCAGAACGAGCGCUGCCCUGUGUUCCUGCAGUGGCUGGACUGUGUGCACCAGCUGCAGAGGCAGUUUCCAUGCUCUUUUGAGUUUAACGAGGCCUUUCUGGUGAAGCUUGUGCAGCACACCUACUCCUGUCUGUUUGGCACCUUCCUGUGCAACAGUGGCAAGGAGAGGGAGGACCGCCAUGUCCAGGAGAGGACCUGCUCAGUGUGGUCGCUGCUGAGACCGGCCAACCGCACACUGAGGAACAUGCUGUACUCCUCGCACUCUGAGACCGUUCUCCACCCAGUGUGUCACGUGCGCAACCUGAUGCUAUGGACAGCGGUCUACCUGCCCAGCUCCUCCCCCACCACACCCUCCGACGAGUCCUGCGCCCCCUAUCCCGUGCCCGGUGCCAACCCGGAGGAUGCACCACUGGGCAGAUGUACGAAGACUCGCUCUUUUGACAACCUGCCCAGUGCAUGUGAGCUGGGAAGCUCCAUGGCUCCCAACCGCCGCUCCAGUGACCCGAGCCUCAAUGAGAAGUGGCAGGACCACCGGCGAUCUCUGGAGCUCAACAUGGCAGUGGGACCCGAGGGAGGAGGGAACCAGGAUCAGGAGGUGCUGCCUAACGGAGUGGGGCCUUACCCAGACAGAGCAGACUCUGAACUGGAUGAAGGCACUCAGCCCCAGGUCUCGCUGGCGGAGGUUGGACAGGGAUCCUCUGCGAUGCCAGCAGCAACAGGAGAGGAAGCAGAGGAGGCAGAGCUCUCUGUGGCGGUGGGUGUUGCCGAAGGCCAAAUGGAGAACAUUCUUCAGGAAGCCACAAAGGAGGAGGCAGGAGCAGAUCAUAGAGAGGGAAGUGCUGCUGUGACUCUUGUCAUUAACACUGUUGACACAGAGUCGGAGAGAGAAGCACAGGUUGAGGAUGAGAAUGAGAGCACUGAGGUUAACGGGACUGAGGUGCAGACAGAAUCACUCUCUAAUGGUCACCAUCCAGAGAAUGGUGGACUGGAGGCUGAGUUGGACGGUGAGUCUCCUCCUCCGCCUGCACAGAAGACAGAGGAGCUGGAUGAACGGGCUGUUGAGGUGACUCAGACACCAGAGGAUGUAGAGACUCAGGAUGUUGAGAAGUCUUCUGUAAAAGAAGAGGUUGCACAUGGACCCAGUGAGGGUGAGCCAGAGCAGACUGCAGCACAUAGAACUAUAACUAAUGGCUUUAUGGACAGGUCACCUGAAGAUCUCAGCGUGGACGAGGAGACCUGCCCUGACUCUGAAUCUGACCACGGUGUCUCUGAGCCGAUGGAGCAGGUGGAGAAGAGGGCCUCUCUCAUGGAAAGCUCAACAGAGACUUUAACUGAAGAGGCCUGCGGUAGGCUGGAGCUGCCCACACAGCCGCCCGUGUGUCUGAGCCGUCAUCCCUGCAGUGACGGCAGAAGCCAGCCACCCUGCUCCAGGAAAGAGAAAGGGGUUGAGGCAGGCGAGCACAGCUUCAUCAGAACUUUAAACGGGGCCACCAAGCGACCCUCUGUCAGUGCCUUUCAGUCUGUGAGUGCUGACCUCAGCAGGGAAGGGCUUUGCAACGGCGACAGCUCUGACGGGGAGCCCUGCGGAGGUCCCCACUGGGCCAAAGGGAACGGGGAGCGGACCCCUCUGAGUCGACAGAUGUCCCUCGCAAGCUGUAACUCCCUGAUCCUCCAUCCGCGGGGCAGUUGCUCUCAGCACCGGUGGUGCCACUCCCUCCUGAGCCGGGCCGCCAUCAGCCCAGAACAGCCAUCGCGCAGUCAUCUGGACGAUGACGGGCUGACUCUGCACAAUGAUGCCAUCCAGCAGAGGCUGAGGCAGAUCGAGGCGGGGCACCAGAUGGAGGUGGAGACUCUGAAGAAGCAGGUGCAGGAGCUGUGGAGCCGCCUGGAGAAUCAGCAGCACACAGGCUCCCAUAGGAUCAACGGGGACAUGGGAGACGAAGUGACCUCAAUGACAGACUAUGAGUACAACCUGGACCCCAACUGUUUGUCGCGCUGCAGCACAGAGAUCUUCUCUGAGGCCAGCUGGGAGCAGGUGGACAAGCAGGACACUGAGGUCACUCGCUGGUACCCUGACCAUUUGGCAGCCCAGUGUUACGGCUGUGAGAGCAGGUUCUGGCUCGCCACCAGGAAGCAUCACUGCAGUGGCAGAGAACCUGUCCAGGAGGUCUGGAAUUGCGGUAACGUGUUCUGCGCCAGCUGUUGUGACCAGAAGAUCCCAGUGCCAAGCCAGCAGCUGUUCGACCCGAGCCGCGUCUGUAAGACGUGUUACAGCAGCCUCCAGCUCAGCCCGGUGCCCCUGGACCAUGAGCUGGAGAAGCCCAUCGCAGCCAGCUCCAACUGAGGCUCAGAGGAGCGGCUGAGAAGGAGGAGUCGGGCUGAGCGUUCAGCUGCUGACACAGGCACUCUGCUGAGGAGAAGAGCACAGGAGCUGCACAGAAUGUCCCAUGUACUUUGUGUGUGUGUGUGUGCGCGGCAGUUACGUAAUUGUUAAUGUGUAUAUACCGUGGACGACGUGGCAGCGGAGCUGAAUGACGUGUUUUCCAGAUGCCGAGCGCUCUGAACAGUGGAUGUGCACAGGGGUGUGUGAGAGUGUGUGUGACAAGAAAUUGCACAUUGGCCACACAGAGUGUGUGGCAGCGAUGGGACUUCACUCCUAGGCCAGAGGAGGGAGGAAGGAUGUCCUGGUGCCUUGGACCAGGCAGACAGAGGAGGUCGUCUCACUGUGUUGCUGAAGUCUCCUGCAGGACUUUGGUCCACUGAAUCUGUUUUCACCACUUACCCACAAUUCUCAUCAGGAUCAGAAUUCUACCCACCAUCAUGGACUUCUUCUUUUUCUCUGUAUGAGCAGAGGUGAUGGAGGAAAUCUCCUAGCAGUCCUGAGACCAUAGCAUCAGAAAUGUCUGGAGGGUGAUGUUCACACAUGUUGUUUAAGGAGAGGAUUAAAUGGUCAGUUCACCCAAAUGAACAAAAACAGCACAUUUCCUCACCUUGUGAUGAGAUCUCAUGUCUGAGAUUUUUUGCUGCCAACCCAAUAUCCAGGAGCUGAAGUGAAUUAAAGCUACAGCCAAAAUUUUCUCUAUCAAUAAUCAGCUAAUCAUUUUAUCAUGGAAUCAAUGCGUUUUCUGUAAAAUGUCAGAAAAUAGUGACAUUUGAAAAAGUCUCAGAGCCCAUAAAUACACAAUACAACAUAUUUAGAUUCAAAAUAGUUCUAAUAGUUUUCUGUAACAACACAUGAAACAAAAGACAGCAUCUGUUUUUCUUUAGAAAAAUUAUCUUAUUUUCUUUAAACUGCAAUUGUUAAAUUUGUGGAGCUCUAAUAACAUUUACAGUGACCUGGUGUUGCACUAAUCUACAGUUUCAGUCCAGUAAAAAUCAUUGCAACCCUGGUCGAUAUUUUCUAAUUUUAUUCCUGCGUGUGGAUUGAGCUCAGGUGUUGAGGUGAAUGUUUGUGGACUCAACACCCAAAGUGAGAUAACACUGAUGACAUCACUAUGAAAUCAUCAGGAUAAAAGAAAAAGCUUCUCCGCAGACGUUAAACAGCUGAUUUCAGUGCUCAUGAUGUUUCCAUUAAACAUGGAACAUUUAUUUCCCAACAGACACUGAUAUGAUUAUUGGGUGAACUGACCCUUUAAUAUUCUGAUUGACUGAAUCUCAACACAUUUGCUUUUGUUUUGGAUUUUAACUCAGUCUUUCACUCUGAAUGGCACAGACGUGUGCGUGUAUGUUUAUGCAGCUUGACUUGAAAAGACAAAACCCAAAAAAAUAGUUUGGACAUUAGGAGUUAGUAUUUUAAGUUUGUUGAGAUUCAGUCCAGACAUGUUGUGUAGAUUUCAAAGCCUCGGUGAUCAUUAACAAAAACACAGUGAGGAGUCUUUAUGAUUACUAUCUGUAAAACAACAGCAGCCCUGUGAGUCUUCAUCAGUGAUCAGGAGAAACGUCUUCAGAGACUGACUUAUUACUCGUCCACCAGUGUAAACUGAUGCGUUGUGGCGUUGUCGCUUUGUGUCAGGUGGCAGACGAGCUGUGGGUUGUUUGUGUCCUCGUCACGGACUUACAGACUGUGUCGUUUCUCCUUCUGGCCAUUCACUCACAACAGCCCCCUCCCUGUCAGUGUUUUUUACCCAGCAGGCACUGGGAGCUGGACCUCUCCUCACUUUUCAAUCCUCUGGUGGGAGUCAGAAGUGAAGUUGUGAAUUUGACACUUAAAUUCCCAUAUUCUUAUUCUUAUUAUUUUUCAGGCGGCAGUCAGUCGUGAUAUCACUUGUGAUUUCCACUGGCUGAAAGGUGCAGGAGAGCAGCAGAAGAAAAGGGCUCUUGGCGUUUUCCUAAAACUCUGUAACCGAACAUGAAGCUUCACUUCCCCUCUGCCUAACACACACACACGCACACAUGCGCACACACACACACACACUUUUGUAAGAUAAAUGAAUUAAAUAAUAUAUUCAGAUACCUAUAUAGCAUUUAAGAAAAUGUAUAGAAUCCUUGAAUAGUGGCUCACUUAAUUAGUCACCAAAAAGUUUUUUUUAUUAUUUGUUUUUCUUAUGUUGUCGAUGACAGAAAAUGACGUAUAUUUUGCCGCCUGUUGAAGGUGACAGGAGAGUUUGUUUUUUUAAAUAGAGAAGCAGGGUGUCCUGUGUUGAUGCUGCAGUGGUUUUUCCCUUUUAAAAUGCGAUCAUUACUUUGAUUUUAUUUAUUAAGGUUUUGUUGUUGCUGUUUUUGAAAAUCCAGACAAUUCAAAAUUGCCACAGGAUAAUCAGUGUUUAUGAACUGAGCGGUGAAAGAUGGUUCUGAUCUGUGGCGACGACCACACUCGUGUUUCUGUUGUGUAACGUGUGGAUGAAAUGAUUUCUAAAUCCACGUAGGAGCAAUGAACCCUGGGAGAAGGAGGGGGUGGAGUCCGAGGUGUCAGCGAGCCUCUCCCGUGUCAACAUGAAAUAAGAUGACGAGUGUGUGUGCUGCCAACAAGACGUCUAUGCACUGAGAGAACCGUGGUCCAAAAAAAACCAGCUGCCUGAACCCAAAAUAAAUGCCCCCCCUCUCACUCAUGCUCACACUCACACACGCACACACAGAAUGACUCCAUUCUAUCUCAUCAGACAAACACUACCUCUACUUUGUACACAUGCACACACACAUUCACACUCGGCUUGUAGUCGCGGAGUGACUCUUCCAGAUUCACGUCAUCGAGAAUGGCCUUUGUCGUUACUAUUAAAACCCUUUUUGUUUUUCCCCUGUUAGUCAGCUAGAGCGUUAAAGGUACAGCACACGACCGCUUUAAUUUUCCUAUUCAGACCACAAGUCUUUUGACUCUCAUCAUACAGCAGAGGACCUUCCCGUGUCCAUGUGCGUCUCCACACUGGAUGGUUAAGUUCGAUCGAACCUCUAAAGCGGUGUAGCUAACCGAGGGAAGUUAUAGAUACAGCGAUCAGCCACAGCUUUAAGAUCAGGCACCUGGUGUUAAUGUUGUGAAGGUUUAUAACUGUGACAACACACAGAUCUGCUGGAUUGAAAGUGGUGGGAGCAGAUGAUUGAAGUGCUGUUGAAGUCUGAGCAUCAACAGGCCUGAAGUGUUUUUCUCUCUGCGUCCUGUGGAAGUGGUGAAUGUGUUUGAUUCAACAGUUCGACCUUCACUCUUUCAAACAGAACAGAAACAAAACAAGAAUUGUGUGUCCCUCAUAGAUGAGACACUGUCAUGUAAAUCACUUAACAACAAAACACUUGAACAAGCGACAGCAUCGACUGACCAAACGUUGAUUACAUGUCAGAUUUGUUUGAGACGGUACUACUGCUGCGAAUAAAAAAUUUGGUUUGACCCACGACGAGCCUCUGUUUUCUCUCCACCUGCUGUCUGAGAGAAACCAGAAAACGACUGUUCAGUGUGUAAUGCUGAUGUGAACAUGGCCUCUAAUCCAAGAUCAGUGCUCCUGUUAAACAUGUGAUUUAUUCCGAGGCUUCACACGUCUGUCUCCUACAUGUAAAGAAAAUGUUUGCCAGCGCUGCAUAUUUCAUCAUCUCUGACAUUCUCAGAUCAGACGUCAGAAUUUCUCACUGUGUAAUUCCACCACCAUCACAGACAUGUGGGGCAACGAGCUUGUUCAACAAUCCAUGAAUGUGAAUCGUCUUGAUUAAAAAAAGAAAAGAGGCUAUUUUUUGCACAUGAUAUAAAGUAGACACUGCCACAGAGUGCAUCAAAAUAAAACUGAAACAGAACGUGA